UAUACAGAAAAAAUUCAAAAUUAGUUAGUUCAGAAAGCAUUUAUCGGGCGCAGUCUUUGAAUAUUUCAAUUUCGUCUUGGGAGUUUCUAAAACGGCAGAGUUGACGACAGAAAUAAUUGGUCAAUAAUUCCACAUAUAAAGCAAAUCAAUAGAUUUCAAUAUAAAUAUAAGUCCUUUAAAUCUACAAGCUGCAAACGAGUUCAUAAGAUUUAUAGUACAAGUAAGCGAAGACAUUAACAGAACCUUUGCCCGAACUUCUGGUUUUACCGCAAUUAAAGUGCAACAACAUUAGCAAUAAUGGGAGACACCAUUGAUAUGUCAUCAUUGAGCUCAAUUAAGGCCGCCACGAGUUACACAAGCAACUCCCUGCAUGAAGCCAUUAAGCUACGGUUAGGCAAGCAGGGCCUUUCGGCAAUCAAGCCACAGACAAUUCCACAAUUUUUUCGCGAAGGCUGUCAAAAGUAUGCAACAUAUCCUGCACUGGUGUACGAGUUGGAUCCGGAUCUAAAUGCAACUGCAAAUGCACACCCACACCCACAAACCACGGAAGGCGUUUGGCGCACGGUUACUUAUGCUGAGUAUGCGAAGCAAGUAGAGCAGGCAGCGUUGAUACUAUUGCACGUGGGUCUGCAACCCCGCUCCUCUGUCGGCAUACUUGCUUUUAACUGUCCUGAGUGGUUUUAUACAGAGUUUGGCACUUUACGUGCUGGUGGUGUUGUGGCUGGCAUUUAUCCUAGCAAUUCGGCGGAAGCAGUUUAUCAUGUACUCGACACAUCGGAAGCAACUGUUUGUGUUGUGGACGACACACAACAAAUGGCAAAGGUGCGUGCAAUAAAAUCUCGUCUGCCGCGUUUACGUGCGGUCUUGCAGUUGCAUGGUCCGUACGAGGACUUCGUUGGUGUUGACGAGGGUUAUUACCGUUGGGAGGAUUUGUUGCUUAUGCAGUUCGGUGCAGAACUGAAAGAGGAAUUGGAGCGCAGGGAGCGUGAUGUGGGCGCAAAUGAGUGUGCCCUAUUGAUUUACACAUCAGGCACUGUUGGUAUGCCGAAAGCGGUUAUGGUUUCGCAUGAUGCAAUCGUUUACGACACAAAGGCCAUCACGAAAAUUCUACCCGAUAUUAAGGAGGGCGCUGAAACCGUAGUGACUUACUUACCAUUAAAUCAUAUUGCAGCUCAGAUAUUUGAUAUAUAUCUUCCUUUGUAUAAUAAUGGCUGUGUUUAUUUUGCGGAUCGUGGUGCAUUGAAGGGCACAUUAGGAAGAACAUUAGCUAAAGCCAAACCGACACGAUUUUUUGGUGUACCGCGAAUUUUUGAAAAAAUGCAAGAAAAGCUUGUUAGUAUAGAGGUAAACUUGUCAGCCAUCACAAAAUACAUUGUACGCUUUGCCAGACAAAAUGUGGAGCAAUAUCAUAUGUGUAUAUACGAGAGAAAGACACCUUCGCAUUUUAAAUACUGGUAUUCAUCGAAAAUAACUGGCCACAUUAAGAGUGCAUUAGGUUUGGAUAAUUGCAAAAGUUUGAUAAUUGGUGGUGCACCGGUACGCGAGGAGCUUAAAAAGUAUUUUCUCAGCUUGGAUAUGGUAUUGAUUGAUGUGUAUGGCUUGUCCGAAACAAGUGGAGCAAUAGCAUUCUCAUUUGAUCAAACUAACCUAAAGAGUGUUGGUAAAGCAAUCGAUUGUGUGGAAAUGAAAAUUUGUAAUCCUGAUAACAAUGGGCACGGUGAGGUUUGCUUAAGAGGGCGCACUAACUUCAUGGGAUACCUAAAUGAUGUUCAGAAUACAAAAGAUGUACUCAAGGAAGACGGUUGGUUGCAUACUGGUGACAUUGGUUACAUAGAUACUCAAGGUAAUUUAAUUAUUUCUGGACGCAUAAAGGAGUUAAUCAUAACAGCAGGCGGUGAAAACAUACCACCUAUACAUAUUGAAGAAUUAAUCAAGCGAGAAUUACACAUUAUCAGUAAUGCUAUGGUUGUUGGUGAUCAUAAGAAAUAUUUAACUGUUCUACUAACUUUAAAGACAGAAUUUGAUAAUAACACAGGUAGACCAACAGAUAUAUUAACCAAAGAAGCCAUUGAUUGGCUAAAAUCUUUUAAUCUUGAAUUGACAAGAUUGUCUGAAGUAUUAGAAAUACCUACUGAUAUAAGCGAUUUAGAUGCAUCAAAUGUGGAAGUGAAACCACAUCCAAUCGUUAUGAAAGCAAUUGAAGAGGGUAUACAACGCGCCAAUAAACAUUCUAUAUCGAAUGCACAGAAGGUGCAAAAAUUUUCCAUACUGCCACAUGAUUUCUCUACACCAACCGGCGAAUUAGGUCCUACUCUCAAGAUGAGACGCAAUAUCGUUUUACAAAAGUACGCCAAUAUCAUCGAAGGAAUGUAUAAGUAAAAGAUACUAUUUCUUGUUUAAAUUUUAAUACUAUAAUUUAAUUUUAAUAAAUAAACUCAACACAUGUUUACUGUAAUA
Messenger RNA from Teleopsis dalmanni, 2457 nucleotides. RefSeq names its product long-chain-fatty-acid--CoA ligase heimdall. Gene Ontology annotation, cellular component: membrane; endoplasmic reticulum. The transcript has 7 exons. Bases 298 to 2379 code for a protein of 693 amino acids. The record is from RefSeq and is a predicted model, not a curated record. Lineage: Eukaryota; Metazoa; Arthropoda; Insecta; Diptera; Diopsidae. Gene Ontology annotation, molecular function: long-chain fatty acid-CoA ligase activity.